Molecule: messenger RNA, 1436 nt
Organism: Triplophysa dalaica
Lineage: Eukaryota; Metazoa; Chordata; Actinopteri; Cypriniformes; Nemacheilidae
Gene: leap2
Product: liver-expressed antimicrobial peptide 2
Exons: 3
Coding region: 100-387 (95 amino acids)
Biological process (GO): defense response to bacterium; antimicrobial humoral immune response mediated by antimicrobial peptide
Source: RefSeq, a predicted model, not a curated record
AUGCUGGCCGGAGAGUAUAUAAGGAAGCAAAUCGUCUGUAGUUAGUGUUUCUCUGAGCUCACUGAAACAGAUCUUGACAGGUUUUGUUGAAACUUCAUCAUGCAGGAUCAGAUUAUCUUUAACAGAUGGACAGUUCUAGCCUGGUGGUUGGUGUUACUAGUGCUUGUCCAGCAGGUGCUCUGCAGUCCUGUGCCUGACAAAACGGACAAACCAGCAACAUCUGAAAAAGAUGUUCAAAGGUCACUUAAGAGAACAGCUCGAAUGACCCCAUUAUGGAGGAUCAUGGGAACUAAACCACAUGCAGCUUACUGCCAGAACAACUUUGAGUGCUCAACGGGAAUGUGCCGGAAAGGCCACUGUUCCUACAGCCAGCCGAUAAAUUCCUAAAAUGAAGACUCCCUCCUCUGAUCUGACGCUCUUCACCAUAAUGCAUGUAGGCUACCAAACAGAAUCAGAUGACAAGCAGUUGAUUCUUUAAGCAACUGGGGCCAAAUGAAUGUGCAGUGCAGUUAAUCUUCAGUUAGCUAUAGAGUUUUCUAACACCACAAAGGAGGCAAUAGGUAAUGUUCUGAAGCCAUUUCCAGAAUUGUGGAAAAUUGUGCUUAUCAUAAAAUGUUGGCCCUCUUGAAAGUGCAAAGAAAAAUCGACAUAACCUCAUAACAUCUGUAGUGGUAUUGCUUUACUGGAAGUAUUAGUAGUUAUAUUUGCAUGUUAUUUUUUCAAAUGGAGUAAAGAUGUUAUAAUACAUGUAUCACACAGAUUUCAGGUUGUGCUAGGAAGUGAGUAAGCUAGGAUGUAAGUAAUGUAGAAUGUAACCUUGGGCCAGUUUCCAAAUUAAGCUCUAUCUUGGAUUGUCGACCCUAUAGUACUGAAAACUCAGGACUAAAUUUAGCCCCAUCCUGGUCCAUAGUCUUAUAUCAUGUUACAUGGAAGCUAUAUAUUGAGUAGACAAAUGUAAUGCAAAAAGUGCCGUAGCUCCUCAGAAAUGUCGUUGAACUAAAGUUAGUCCAGAGAAAAGAGGGGCAGAGAAAGCGCAAAGGUUGCCCUUAUUGAUUGUGCCUACAUAUUAACUAUUUCUUGAUCCUUUCCCCUUUAUCUAUGUGUGCUUACAGUGGUAGUAUUUAAUAUAAUGUAAUGUCCAGACAUGUAGCUAUUUAUGUUGUUAUAUACUGUACGAAUGUUUUAUUGCUUUGACAGUCACCUCAUCUCAUUGAUCUAGACAUGGAUUUUCAACCAUCUUUUUCAAUAAUUUGAUUACUUAUUUAUUCCUAUUUUAUUUUGUAUGUCUCAACAGUUUAUAUGAAGCUAAUUUUCUAAAUAGUAUUGAUUUAUAAGAUUUACAUGUCUUGUUUUGCAUACUAAUCUACUGUAACUCUAGAAUAAAUAUAUAUUGUAUAAUCUAAACGAUAUGUUAGGGUUUUAAAAUAAAAGAUUCU